Molecule: messenger RNA, 1866 nt
Organism: Diaporthe citri
Lineage: Eukaryota; Fungi; Ascomycota; Sordariomycetes; Diaporthales; Diaporthaceae
Exons: 4
Coding region: 1-1866 (621 amino acids)
Biological process (GO): microtubule-based movement
Cellular component (GO): centrosome; microtubule; spindle
Molecular function (GO): microtubule motor activity; ATP binding; ATP hydrolysis activity
Source: RefSeq, a predicted model, not a curated record
AUGGAAGAGUUCCUCGUCCAGAAUGCCAAACGAUACCAGGAUCUGGUCAAGGCCUUCAAGCCUGGAGCCAGCACGCAAACGUCGACCGCGAAACACGCGUCAACAAGCCCAGACAUCGUUGUCAGCACGAGGAUCCGACCAUUAUUAGACGAAGAAACGUCUGCUGGAUUUUCAGAAUCCGUGUUCCCUCGAGAAGCCCAACCCGGAGUCGUGGAUGUUCAUGAGCUCAGGAGACCCGUCCGGGGACGGCCCACGUUGAAGUCCUCCCUCUACCAAGUGGACCGAGUGUUCGGCGCCGAGGCAAAGAUCGAGGAUGUUUACGACGUGGUGUCACACCUGGUCCCCUUUGCGUGUUCUGGGGGAAUUGGCACCCUGUUUGCCUAUGGGCAGACCGGGUCGGGCAAGACUUUUACAGUCAGCGGCCUGGAGAAGAUGGUGGUCCGGGCUUUGAUGCAACGCGAUGAUCUCGACAAGAACAGAAUAUUCAUCACUGCCAUCGAGUUGGCCGGAAACUCGGCUUACGACCUCCUCAACUCACGCAAGCCCAUCUCCAUCCUAGAAGACUCAUUCGGUGUCACCCAGCUGGCCGGAGCCCAAGAACAUGAAGCAAAGUCAACCAACGACGUGCUCGGUCUCAUCGAAACCGCAACAUCUUUCAGACAAACCCAGUCAACGCAGAAAAACGAUGUCUCCUCCCGCUCCCACGCAAUCUGCAGAGUGCGGAUCCAACGAACCACAGACAAUACCGACGAGGACGGUCUUCUCUACCUGAUUGAUCUAGCAGGCUCCGAGGCAGCCCGUGAUGUUGCGUCUCACGGCGCUGAUCGGAUGAAAGAGACACGGGAGAUCAAUGCCAGCCUUUCUGUCUUGAAAGACUGCAUCCGAGGCAAAGUCGAAGCCGAUGCGUUGGCGGCCGUGGCCCUCACCGCCUCAAAGUCCGAGAAGAUGAAGAUGAAGAAACCGCACGUGCCAUUCCGGCAGAGCGCCUUGACAAAGGUGCUGAAGCACGUCUUUGACCCUGCUGGCACACGAAUCUGCAAGACUGUGGUGAUUGCCUGUGUCAAUCCUAGUAUCGUCGACGUCGGAGCCAGCAGGAACACCCUGCGGUAUGCCGAGAUGUUGCAUGUCCUCGUGCCCAAGGCCAAGCCCGUCGCUUAUAGGGCCGAUGUGCCGACGACCUGGUCGAACGAGAAGUUGAGAGAGUGGAUCGAUAACAAUUCCGGAACACCCCCCAUCUCGUCAUCCCUUCUAGCAGCGACCGAGACAGGAACACAACUCCUUCGCCUCUCAGCCCCCGAGUUCGAGGCCAGAAGCAUGAAAACACCCGGUGUGACCGUUGAGCAGGCAAAAGCGUUCCGUUCAAAGCUGUGGCAGAUUCACGUAGAUUCGCAGCGAGCGGCACAACUGGGCGAUGCUCCAUCUGCAGCAGAGUCUGACGCGCCUGACACAAUCCUUGGUCAUCUUACCAUGGCUGAACGAUCUUCGAGCCGCGAGCUGGACCCAGAUUUGGCGAUCCUACCGUUCAAGGAGCGCAUCAGGCCAGGCAUGGUUGUGAGCUGGACUCCACCGCCCGAUUUCCCACUGGGGUUGCCUGGGGGAAUGAAUCUCGCCAUGGUGCUGUGCCCGGCAGACGCGGCUGGGCGUGCUGCUAAGAACGUGUUCGGGAGCCAGGUCGACUCGGCGGACGCCGAUCAAGACGAGGCGAAGGCAAGGCGCUAUUUGUGUGCUUUGAUUAUGCCAGGUUUCAUGAGCGAAACAUACGAGAUCAACCUCUGGCGCCAGGUGGUUAUUGAAACAGAGCAAAUGAACGCCGAGGUCUUACUCGAAUAUGACGCUGGCACAAGAUACUAUUACAUGGCGGUCUAA